AUGGAAAAGAGUUUCUACACAUUCUACCUUUGUACGGCUGUACGAAAAUUCUUCUUCUUCCUUGAUCCUCUUCGUGCUGGACGCAUUCGCAUAAGUGAUAUCUUGGCAAGUGGUUUUCUCGAUUCUCUUUUGGAGCUACGAGAGUCUCAAAUCGCAGAGACCCAACUUGUCGCCAAUUGGUUUAGCUUUCAGUCGGCUAUGCGCGUCUAUGGUAGUUACCUUCAGUUGGAUGAAAAUAAAAAUGGGCUUCUUAGCAAAAAUGAGCUUUCCAAGUAA
Messenger RNA from Protopolystoma xenopodis, 276 nucleotides. NCBI's taxonomy places the organism in Eukaryota, Metazoa, Platyhelminthes, Monogenea, Polystomatidea, Polystomatidae. The record is from the annotation of a GenBank genome assembly.